Molecule: messenger RNA, 1378 nt
Organism: Linderina pennispora
Lineage: Eukaryota; Fungi; Kickxellomycota; Kickxellomycetes; Kickxellales; Kickxellaceae
Exons: 1
Coding region: 115-1248 (377 amino acids)
Biological process (GO): ceramide biosynthetic process
Cellular component (GO): endoplasmic reticulum membrane; Golgi membrane
Molecular function (GO): ceramide cholinephosphotransferase activity; sphingomyelin synthase activity
Source: RefSeq, a predicted model, not a curated record
GACGCCUUCCCCUUCUCCAUCUCCUUCAGCAAUCCACAUUACUCUAUUCCCCCAAACCAACUGAUACACCUACUGCUACACCAUUCUGUCUAUAAGUUUUGUAUAUCAUUAAUAAUGUUCCAUAUCAGCGAGACGACAAGGCGGCUAUUUGCGCGUGAGGCACUGCACACGAUUCUCGCAUGGGUGGUGCUGGUGGUAAUAGUGGCCUGGAUGACAAUAUGCCAGCAGUGGUCCGACAUGCGAUGGUGGCGGUGGUACACAGAUGGACACCAUGGCCAUGGUAGAGGAGGACCUCCACCCCCGCAUCCCUCGGUGGACAACCAGCCGCUGCGGGACAUUCUGCUAGACAACCUGCCGUUUGUGCCGCAGGGGUGGGUGUCAGAUGCGCUUGUAAAUACAGCAGGUCUGUUCAGCGUAGUCGGCUGCAUGCUAAUGGCGCGCGGGUGGCAAGCGAAGCUGGUGCUCCUGCGGCGUGUAGCGUGGAUGAUGGGGGUUUUGUAUUUUCUGCGGUCGAUUACCAUCUCGCUGACGACGAUGCCGCCGUCUAUCAAGGGGUGCGUGCCGGUGCUGCCCAAGGAUACAAACGAAUUGCUGGCGCACAUUCCUGGGAGUUUUACGGGUGAGGUGGGUGCGUGCACUGACAAGAUUUUCUCUGGCCACACAACGAUUUUGGUCAUUUCGUUUCUGUUCUGGACGCGGUACGCCCGGCACUGGGCAUUUAUUGCCUAUAGCGCAAUUCACACUAUCGCGGGCAUUCUCAGUGUGCUGGCCGUGCGCUACCACUACUCGAUAGACGUGCUUUUGGCGAUAAUUCUGACGUAUUUCGUCCACCACGCGUACUACGGUGCGCUGGACCGGGCAAUUCUGCUCCGCGAUAUGCUUGCGGGCAGACACUCGUACAGCACGAAUAGCGCGCUGCCAAUCACAGGGCCGGCGAAAAGAGCGUCCGAGUACGUGUAUGACCGGGUGCAGGAGGGUAGUGAGGACGAUAUUGAAGAAUUGUUUGAGCAGUCGCCGGCUGAUGCUCCAACGAUGGCCAUGUCUGACAGCGAGAAACCACAGAUGCGCACCAGCCCGUAUGUUUCCGUGCCAAUGCCGGUUGCUGCCGAUGAGGAGUGCCUGGAGAAGGGCUAUUAUGUGGCAAGCGACAGGAAUGCAAACAGCGUCGAUUCCAUGGUGGUCAAUCGUCCGAUGAGCCGGACUCUGCCCAAGGUUGUCGCAUGGAUGGACGGCCUCCAUUUCCGUUGAAUGAAAUACAGCAGCAGCCAAAAGAACCUCGCCUCUUUUUUGGUUUUGUCCAACACGUGCUAGCCUGUAGGUGAAAGACCCGAUGUGUAUGCCCGUUUGUCUCCUGUUAAUUAAUGCAUUUUUGUUGUCC